Salpingoeca rosetta is the source of this 1720-nucleotide messenger RNA. RefSeq lists its product as uncharacterized. The transcript has 9 exons. Lineage: Eukaryota; Choanoflagellata; Craspedida; Salpingoecidae. Bases 1 to 1497 code for a protein of 498 amino acids. The record is from RefSeq and is a predicted model, not a curated record.
AUGCUGCGGUGGGAUGAGGACAAGUGGGUUUUGCAGCAGCAGCGGCUCCAGCGCGAUGGCGGUGGAGGCGGUGAAGGUGGUGAAGGUGGCGGCAAUGGUGGGGAGGUGUGGGUGCCGUGGACGUCUGUGAGGGAUGGAGUGAGCGAGGAGGGGAGUGGGGACAGCAGUGCUGUGAUGAAGCGCAUUGUAGACCUGUGCCUGAGGCCGCCGGCGUCGGCGAGCGACGCUGUGCUUGAGCACUUUCACCAGGACGACACACUCAACAGCCUGAGACAGGCAGCGCAAGCGCAAGCAGGCAUCCCCGAGGCCGGCGAAGGCGCGCCGCCCGAGACACCGUCAAGCACCUGCAAACCGAGUAAGCGUAUCGCUGCGUUUGUCUCCAAUGUUACAGCCCUACACACAUGGCUGAGCGGCACAUUUUCACAAUGGCUCGAUGCCCAGCAGCCCGCCAACUUGACCGCAGCCAGCAACAACAUGCAGCUCCUCCCCAGCAUCCUCGCUGCCCAGCUUGCUUUCGAGCACUCACUGUGGUUCAGAGGGAAGAAAGCCGCCUCGUUUCCAUGGGACAAGCUGUGUACGCACCUCUACCCAGAUGCAAAGCGAGGUGUCUUGUCCCCCAAGGAGUAUGUUGUAUCGCAGCACAUGCAAGGCGUCCUCACUUUGCUUGAUUAUCAGCACAUUCUUCAGCGACGAUAUUGCCUGCCCGCCGCCCUUGCCGCCAUCACCACCACCCGCUUUCCCUUCAUGGGACAGUACAUUUCCUUUGUGGUCCCGCUCUUACUCAACAUCAUCAACAACGAGGAGGCGUUAAAAGCAGAUGCCGUACGAGCGCUGCACCACUUCCUGCGCGAAGUCAAUCCCGCCGACAUCCAAUGGAACGGGCUGCACCAGGCGAUCUUCAAGGAGGUGUCGACGCUUCUGUACAGGACAGAGCCUGCCGUUGUUGCUACCGCGUGGCCGUGCGUUGCCACCCUACUGCCAAUCCUCCAACGCCCACCUUCCUCCAUGCAAGAUUCUGUUUAUGACGAAGUGUGGAUGCGCGUGCUGUCGUUCUCGACGUUUGAGGCAGCACCACGGAAGCAGCUCGUUAUUGCUCGCGCAAUCACCCCUCUCAUCAAGGUGAGUGGGGUGUAUUGUGUGCUGCACACGCGUGCAAUUCUGCAGCUGCUGAGCGGGAUGGUUGCGCCAAAGCGCUCGCCCGCGCCAACCACUACCAGCACCGCCAUUGGCAACAAUGGUGUCGACGCUGUUGCCGGUGGCGAUGACGAGGACGAUGAGGAUGGGAUGCAUGCGGGUGUGUUGGAAGCAGCCGUGCAUGCGCUCUUGGCGUUUUGUGAUCAGACACACGCACGCCCAUCGCGGCAAAAGGCACAGGCAAUUCAAACCGCUUAUGAUGUUGUUUGCGCCCGGCUGUCUUCAUCGCCAGCAAGUGCAGCACACCACGACUUGCACACACUCAAGACGGCACUUGCCUCCCACCUUUCCUCAUCGUCUUGACUCUCAUAAUGCUCCAACCUGAAGGUUUGUUAGUUAGGCGUAUCAUGCACGUUACACACACACACCCACACACCCACACACAGAGAGACGUAACGGGUGCUUGCACAUUCAUUCUCUUGUUGUUUCGGUGUAUGCUUGUAUUUGGAUCGAUCAAACCACAGUCACAUCACAACAAACGCUCGAAAGUAUCGCUUUCGUCUCUCAAUGAACACAUGGAACCCAA